AUGGAUUCGUGGACCGUCACCUCCGCGCUUCUCCUCGCUGGGUUUAUUUCCUCCGCAGCUUUGAAUCAUUUCGAAACCGAGUGCUACACUGCCAACGGAGAGGACUACAGGGGCCUCCAGAACCAGACCAGCCUGCAUGCUGGUAAACCCUGUCUCUUCUGGAACGAGACCUUCCAGCACCCGUACAACACCCUCAAGUACCCCAACGGAGAGGGAGGCCUGGGCAGCCACAACUACUGCAGAAAUCCCGACGGAGACGUUCAGCCGUGGUGCUACAUCGCCGACAACGAGGACAGCAUCUACUGGAGAUACUGUGACAUCCCCUCGUGCCAGAUGCCUGGGAACUUGGGCUGCUUCAAAGACAGCGGAGACCCCCCCACCCUGUCGGGCACCAGCGAGACCUCCAACAAACUCACCAUCCAGAACUGCAUCAGCUUCUGUAGGAAGCAGAGAUACAAGCUCGCCGGCAUGGAGUCCGGUUAUGCUUGUUUCUGUGGCAACGAGGGAGACCUGCCCGCCCAGGACGAGUCGCCGAGCAUGGAGUGUAACCACGUCUGCUUCGGAGACCACACCCAGCCCUGCGGCGGCGACGGCUGGGUCAUCAUCUUCGACACUCGAGUCGGCGCCUGCGGUGGAAACUACUCCGCUCCGUCCGGAGUGAUCUACUCCCCCGACUUCCCUGACAAGUACGGGGCCGGCCGCGUCUGCUACUGGACCAUCCAGGUUCCCGGAGCGUCCGCCAUCCUCUUCAACUUCACCUUCUUUGACAUUUCUGAUCAGACGGACAUGGUGGAGCUGCUGGACGGACACAGCAACCAGGUGCUGGCGCGCUUCGACUGGCGCAGCCCGCCACGGGAGCUGGUGAACGUCACGAGCGACUCCGUCGUUCUUUACUUCUACUCGGACCGCACCAACCAGGCCCAGGGGUUCGCUCUGCUUUACCAAGCUUUGAGGAGCCAGGACACCAGGACCAUGGAGGCGGAGGGAGAUGAUGAGGAUGGCGAGGACGUCUCCAGCACGGCGGGACCUCAGCUGGCGGCCGGCGCCGGCGGCGUCACCCAGCGAUCCAACAGCACCUCCAACGGACGAUCCUCCCACAUCCUCUACGUGAUCACGUCCAGCCCCGGGAAGCCGGAGCACAACAUGCCAGGUCAGUGGGCUGGACGCGGCCAGACCACCGGCCACAGCGCUAUGUGGACCAUCUACGCUCUGGCCGGCCUCCUCAUCCUGACCGUCAUAGCCAUGGUGGCCAAGCUGCUGCUGCACAUCACAGUCAAGUCUCCCAACAUCCCGACGGUCAGCGGCUCCGACAGCUGCAGCCAGAGCACGGCGUCCUCCGAGCCCUGGAUCAUCCUCUACCGACCCUCCACCAUCUCCCUCUUCAAGAAGAAGCUGAAGAACCACCACGGCGACCUCAGCCCCCUGGUGGGCAACUAG
Limanda limanda (common dab) is the source of this 1437-nucleotide messenger RNA. It is a transcript of the gene kremen1, whose product is annotated as kringle containing transmembrane protein 1. The transcript is spliced from 9 exons. Gene Ontology annotation, biological process: multicellular organism development. NCBI's taxonomy places the organism in Eukaryota, Metazoa, Chordata, Actinopteri, Pleuronectiformes, Pleuronectidae. Gene Ontology annotation, cellular component: plasma membrane. The coding region runs from base 1 to 1437 and encodes 478 amino acids. The record is from RefSeq and is a predicted model, not a curated record.